Cuscuta campestris is the source of this 1127-nucleotide messenger RNA. The record is from the annotation of a GenBank genome assembly. NCBI's taxonomy places the organism in Eukaryota, Viridiplantae, Streptophyta, Magnoliopsida, Solanales, Convolvulaceae.
AACGAAAGCCAAAUCGGGGUUUAUUUAUUCGAAGUGCCGAAGCGAGUAAGAUUGUGUGAAGUGGUGGAAGAUGUUUAGGAACCAGUACGACACUGAUGUUACGACAUGGUCGCCGGCGGGACGGCUGUUCCAGGUGGAGUACGCCAUGGAGGCGGUGAAACAGGGCUCGGCGGCGAUCGGUCUGAGAUCCAGGACUCAUGUGAUCUUUGCGUCCGUCAACAAAGCCAAUUCCGAGCUUUCAUCUCACCAAAAGAAGAUCUUCAAGGUCGACGAUCACAUUGGCGUCGCAAUCGCUGGCCUGACCGCCGAUGGUCGAGUUCUCUCCCGGUACAUGCGCAAUGAGUGCAUUAAUUACAGUUACUCUUACGAGUCUCCGCUCCCAGUCGGUCGCCUUGUUGUUCAGCUUGCCGAUAAAGCACAGGUUUGCACGCAGAGGUCAUGGAAAAGGCCUUACGGCGUCGGUCUCCUUGUAGGAGGACUGGAUGAAUCCGGAGCACACCUCUAUUAUAACUGCCCAAGCGGCAACUACUUUGAGUACCAAGCUUUUGCCAUCGGGUCGCGGUCACAAGCUGCGAAAACAUACUUAGAACGCCGAUUCGAGACCUUCAUGGAUUCUACAAGAGAGAACCUGCUCAGGGACGCCCUCUUUGCAUUGAGGGAGACCUUGCAGGGAGAGAAGCUGACAAGCUCAGCCUGCACAAUUGCCGUGCUUGGAGAGGGAGAGCCAUUCCACAUAUUGGACAAGGAAGCUAUACAAACAUUGAUCAACGAGUUUGAGUUGGCGGGUGAAGACAACGCUGCCCCUGAAGAAGAAGGCGGUGCUGCCCCAGCCCCAGCCCCAGCCGAUGGAGGUGCCGCCCCAAUGGAUAUAUGAUGAUGAUGGUGAGGAUAAUGCUUUUAUAAUUUCACUCUAUUUCUCUAUUUUCAUUUUAAGUGGGAUUUUAUUAAGCUGUUACAAUGUUGAGAAUUUGGGUCCUAAGAUGGUGCCCUCACAUGGUUGGGGAGCUUCUGUUGUUUAGUUGGUCCAGACUCUGUUCUGUUUAAAAAUUAUAGCGACGGUUUGGAAUUAAAGUUUUCAUUGCGUGAAAGUAAUCUGAGUUUCAUUUUAGUACUGUAAUGGUUUAUCU